CUCUCUCUCUCUAGAUAUGGACCCCACCAGGAUGCGGAUCCCUUCAAGCCCCGUGUCCCAGCUCUCAUCCACCAUUUUGUGGCCUACAAGAACCAGGACCACGGAGCCUGGCUGAGGGGAGGAGAUGUCUGGCUGGACGACUGCCAAUUUGCUGAUAAUGGAAUUGGCCUAACACUGGCUAGUGGUGGUACAUUCCCUGAUGAUGAUGGCUCUCGUCAGGAGGUGAAGAACAGUCUGUUUGUUGGGGAGAGUGACAACAGGGGCAUGCCCAUUCCUGACAACCGUAUCUGGGGUCCCGGGGGACCCGACCUCAAUGGGAGGACCCUGCCUCGAGGAGUUGACUUCCCUAUCCGCGGCAUGCAGAUCUACGACGGGCCCAUCAACGUGCAGAACUGCACCUUCAGAAAGUACAUUGCCCUGGACGGUCGACACACCAGCGCCUUCGGCUUCAGACUCAACAACUCCUGGCAGAGCUGCCCUAACAACAACGUCACCGACAUCACCUUCGACGAUGUGCCUAUACCGUCCCGGGUGUUUUUCGGCGAGCCCGGCCCAUGGUUUAACAAGAUGCAGAUGGACGGUGACAAGACCACCAUAUUCCACGAUGUGGACGGCUCGGUCAGUGAGUACCCUGGAGCCUUCCUGGUCAAAGAGGACAACUGGUUACUGAGACACCCUGACUGUAUUGACGUGCCUGACUGGAGGGCUGCCAUCUGUAGUGGGCAUUAUGCACAGAUCUACAUACAGACACGUAACCCUGCCAGUCUGAACAUGCAGAUGGUAAAGGAUGAGUACCCUGACAGACCCCUGACACUAGAGGGCGCUCUGGGUAAGAAGAAGCACUACCAGCAGUUCCAGCCCGUGGUCACCCUGGGUAAGGGCUACACUGUACACUGGGACCAGGCUGCUCCUGCAGAGAUCACUGUGUGGCUCAUCAACUUCAACAGGAACGACUGGAUCAACGUGGGCUUCUGCUACCCGCCAGGCACCACCUUCACGAUCAUCUCGGACAUCCACAACCGGCUGACCAAGCAGACAAGGAAGACCGGUGUGUUCAUGAGGACCACACAGAGAGACAAGAUCAACCAGUCUCACCUGUCCCGAGGCUAUUACUACUGGGAGGAAGAUACCGGCCUGCUGUUUCUCCGAGUGAAGGCCCACAAUGAGAAGGAGGACUUUGCCUUCUGUUCAGUGAAGGGCUGUGAGAGGGUUAAAAUCACAGCCGUUAUCCCUAAGGGCAGCGGCCCCAGUGACUGCAUGACACAGGCCUACCCCCUGCACGCAGAGAUGCCCAUCGUAGAUGUGCCCAUGCCAAGGAAACUGCCCAGCGCCAAGCUGCGCACCACAGACCACUUCCUAGAGGUCAAGCUGGAGUCAUACAACACACGCUUCUUCCACAUCAAGGAGGACUUCGCCUACACAGAGGUUAACGGCAGGAAGUUGUACCAGCCAGAUGAUGGGGUGCAGCUGACGGUGAUGGACGGCCAUGAUGGGAGACUGGUGGAGAGCAAAGGCUUCAGGAACUCCAUACUGCAGGGUGUACCUGCCCAGAUAGAGGGCUAUGUUAACAACCUGACAGACCACUCUAUCGUCAUAAUAACGUCUAAGGGUCGUCUGGUGACUCGGGGCCCCUGGACCAGAAUACUGGAACUCCUCGGAGCUGACAAGACCCUCAAGUUGAGAGGUAACUAACUAAUGUAGCUCCUU
Messenger RNA from Salvelinus fontinalis (brook trout), 1707 nucleotides. RefSeq names its product cell migration-inducing and hyaluronan-binding protein-like. NCBI's taxonomy places the organism in Eukaryota, Metazoa, Chordata, Actinopteri, Salmoniformes, Salmonidae. The record is from RefSeq and is a predicted model, not a curated record. The annotation marks the transcript as partial. The transcript is spliced from 11 exons.